Molecule: messenger RNA, 2274 nt
Organism: Procambarus clarkii (red swamp crayfish)
Lineage: Eukaryota; Metazoa; Arthropoda; Malacostraca; Decapoda; Cambaridae
Product: centrosomal protein of 63 kDa
Source: RefSeq, a predicted model, not a curated record
AGGGGCCAUUCAAGUCAGUCGUCCUCUGAGCACAAUGGUGCAGAGUCUGGCCCUCACGAGCCUCAACCUGGGGUUGAGGCUCCUGCUCUCCCAGAGCCCUCACCUGAAGGCUCACACCUCCCCCGUGGACCAUAACAACGUUACCAAGGCUACUGAAUAUUUUCCCACCAGCUCCACACACGGCUAUGACAACAUAGAAGCUAUAGAACAGGUUUCCACCAGUGUCACAGACGGCUAUGACAACAUAGAAGCUAUAGAACAGGUUUCCACCAGUGUCACAGACGGCUAUGACAACAUAGAAGCUAUAGAACAGGUUUCCACCAGUGUCACAGACGGCUAUGACAAUACAGAAGCUAUAGAAGAGGCUUUAGUCAAUAUCACAGACGGCUAUGACAUCAUAGAAGCUAUAGAACAGGUUUCCACCAAUGUCACAGACGGCUAUGACAUCAUAGAAGCUAUAGAAAAGGCUUCCGCCAAUAUCACAGACGGCAAUGACAACAUAAAAAAAACUACAGAAAAAGUUUCCACCAGUUCUACAGACGGCUAUGACACCAUCAAGGCUACAGACAAGGUCAUAUGGAUCUUACAGAAUGGACUGUCACCCGAGACACCUCUCGCAGAAAAUCUUCUCCACGCCGUCCUUCUCAGUCAGUUAGAGAACAGCGGAGUGUUGAUAGACUUGACCCAGGCCUUCACUGCGCUCGCCAAAGAUGGUGAAGCCAAGGCCAGCCUUACCCAACAGCUGCUACGGGAUGUUGAAAGGCUGGAACAACAGGUUCUCCAGCAGGAGGCCGACGCCCAGCAGUUGAGAGAGCAGCUGCUACUGAAGGAACAGUCACUCGAGGAGCAAGAGCAAGCUGUGAAACAUGUGGCCGGAACAAUACAACAGCAAGACGCGGCUCUCCUGGAAGAGGAAAACUUAGUUAACCAAAUGAUGGAAGAGAAACUGGUGCUGGAGACGGAGCUAGCGAGUCAGGCGGGAGAGAUGUUAGUGGUGGUGGAGGAGCUCCGUCACGUCAAGGAGGAGCUCCGUCACGUCAAGGAGGAGCUCCGUCACGUCAAGGAGGAGGAACAACAUCAGGCGACAGCUGUUGAAACAAAGUUACGAGCAGUUGAAGAGAGUGAGGCCAGAUGUGUGACAGAGUUGAAAUCCAUGACACAGCACAACGCAGAAGCGAAUCUCAUGAACCAUAUCCUCCGGGCUGACAAGACCAACCUGGAGGAAGGACUACUGAUGUGUCAGCGCAGUUUACAGGAGGCUACCACGCACAGGCACCACAGGGACCGGGAGAGGCACCGUCACGGCUGGCACCGCGGGAGAGGCUGAGCCAACACGGCCAAGGACUGCAACACGACCAUAGGACUGCAACACGGGCCAGGACUGCAACACGGCCAUGGGACUCCAACACGGGCCAGGACUGCAACACGGGCCAGGACUGCAACACGGGCCAGGACUGCAACACGGGCUGGCCGGAGGAGCAGCCUGCACACCUCACCAGCCUGGCCACACACCUCCACGUCUAGGCAGCCACCGUGAAGGAUUGCUCCGUCACACACCUGAGAGUUAUCAUUAACGACAUACAUAAAUGGUCUUGUUGAUGUUCUUGUUCAUCUUGUAGCUGUUGUACGCCUAUAACUACCAUAGUUAGAGUGACGUGUAGGAGGCAAGGAGAGCGUUCCUUACCCCUAUAAAACUUAUUCCCUUCAAAAUUAAAAUAUCUUUAUUUAGUUACCAUAUUAUUUAAUUCAGUUAUAUAUAUAACAUUCUGCAUUUGUAUUAGAGAUUUCAAGCAGUAUUUACCAUGUGAAACUCGGCCGUCACAUCCACAACAUUAACAGUCGUCUCGUCCGACCUCUUGCUCAGCACAUGACACGUCACUGCCAGACGUAAGAUAAAACAAAUAAUGUAACUUGUGUUACUUCCCGUUUUCCCAAACCAUCUAAAUAUGGCUCAGAUCAACCUAACCUGUUGUGGGAAGCUUUCUGCUGCUGGAAUGUUCCCCCGUCACUAAUAUUUAUAAUGAUCACAGAGUGUAAAUCUCUUGCAUCUCUUUUUGCAAGAGAUUUGGACAAUGUAAACACAGUGUCCUGGUACCCCCCCCCCCCAGCAAAUAAUGGAAGGGGCUGGCAGCACCGUAGUAUUACCAGUUUAUUAUAAUAAUAAUUCACUGUGUUGGGGGGACAGGCAGCCAGUGUGUAUUCGUACACGUCAUUCAAAACGGGAAUUUUCUCAAAUAUAAAUUAAUAUUAUAAUAUAUUAGCAUAUUGUGUAUA